Ustilaginoidea virens is the source of this 1071-nucleotide messenger RNA. RefSeq lists its product as uncharacterized. The record is from RefSeq and is a predicted model, not a curated record. The transcript is spliced from 2 exons. Lineage: Eukaryota; Fungi; Ascomycota; Sordariomycetes; Hypocreales; Clavicipitaceae. The coding region runs from base 1 to 1071 and encodes 356 amino acids.
AUGGCAUCAGUCGACCCUGUUCCUGUCCCGUUCACGUCACAGCCAACUGCCACUGCAACUCCUGCGUCAGCAGCAUCUCGCUCAAACUCCCUACCUGCUUCUGCUACUGCCGCGCUUCCACCUUUGACAACGCCAUGGAGCAGCCCUCAAAGCUGCACGUGGACCUAUGUUGUCGACCAGCCGGACGAAACCGCUGCGUUGGGUGCAGUCGCCUUCUUGGAUCUCGAACCCAUCCCUGGCGACAAAACCCUGUCUUGUUAUCCCGGCAACAUGUUCUCCCACGGCCGCACUGGGGUAUUCAGUCCUGGCUCAUGCCCUGACGGAUGGACUACGGCGUCUCUCUUGUCAAAUACAGACACGGCUUCGAUUUCUGCAACAACAACAACAACAACAGCAAUUUGCUGUUCAUAUGGAUAUACUCUAAGCGGAUCAGCAUGUCGACGCUCCGUUGCCACCGCUCUUGCCGUACCAAUCACGUACAACACCACUGCCGGCACCUACAACGUCAUGACCCAGUCUACCACAACGCUGUAUAGCGCAGUGCUUGCUGCUAGUACCAUUCAGGUCCUCUAUGGAGCGGAAGAUAGGAAACAGCUAGGGAUUGAUAUUAUCCAUGGACAAGAUCAUGUCCAUUUCAUGUCAACAUCGACCCGUAUCGGUGUUUCGGUCGGCGUUGGGACUCUUGUAUUGUUGUGCUUGGGCCUAUUCUAUUUCGCUCUCACCAGACAUCGGCGUCGUCGAGAAGGGUUGACGGAAGACCGGUUGAUGCGAGAUUUGAGAAGUCUUCAGGGUCAGCAUCCAUCGUGGGACAAACCAUGCACAAGUCGUUUGAGCAUGUCAACAGCAGAUGCAAGCAUUCAUUCCCUCCACGAGCAACACCAACCGCCGCCACCUGCCUAUGACCCCAAUCGGGCAGGAAGGGCGCCUGGACACGGAAACACUGAUUAUGCAAGGGACCGAGAUGGCGAAAUACGAUUACUUCGCGAACAAAAGGCCAUGAUACAACGACGACUCGAGGAACUGGAAAUCGGCAAGGUCUCUCUAGGCGAACCGCAAGCUCGAGCGAGGUGA